UUGGGGAAGAGUUGGAGACGUGUUGAGUGGUGGAGUAACAAGCUUGCCUCUUUUGUUGCUGAACAGACUAUACAUACUGUUAACAAAAUACGAUUUUUCUUGGCUUUUGUGGGGAGUCUUGUGGAUCUCAUUGUCUUCGCGCGAAUUUACGAUACAGGUUUCAGGUGUAAUUUGAAACUCGCCCGCCUUCCGCUUUGCGGCGGUGGGUGACUGGUCGAUCUUUAUUUCCCAAACCGGUUGGACAGGAAGACCGCACCUGCGAAGAGAAAGGAGAGGCUGGUCGACGGAGAGUCUUUCAUUUUGACUUGAGCUGUUCGUGGAGGGCGUUUGAAGAACAGAUUCUGGAAAUCUAGUGGUUUAACUUUGUGGAACUUCUUUUUUUGGUUCACAAACAUGCAUUCAUCGGUGGUGUUGCUUGUUCUGUCUUUUAUAGCAGCAGCCUUGGCGCAAGAUUGCCAGCCAUGUGCGACAAUGAAAUGGGCUACGUGCGAUGGCGCUGGCUGUCCUUGCACCUUGCUCGUCGGAGAGAAUGUCAAGCAGAGUGUGAACUGUUCUGUCUUGGUCCCCAAGUGCUUUUUGAUGAAGGCGGAGAUGUACCGGGCGAAGAAAGGGUUGUCUACUCGCUCAAUCUCUGGGAAGCCCACUGAGCACGCCUUUGUGGAUAAUGAUGGAAUCUAUGAUCCUGAGUGUGAGAACACCGGCAUCUUCAAAGCCAAGCAGUGCAACAACACUGACACAUGCUGGUGUGUCAACAGUGCAGGUGUGCGCAGAACCGACAAGGGAGAUAAAAACCUCAAGUGUGAGAAGCUGGUUGAUACUUAUUGGAUAAGGACUGAACUCAAACAUAAAGAUGUGCAAGCUGAUCUUGACGCUAACAUCCUGAAAAGUGCCAUCGCAGAUGCCAUUCAGAAGCGUUAUAACCUGGACAAGAAACUUGUGCAGAAAGUUGAAUAUGACAAAAACAGCAAAACGAUUGUUGUAGACCUGCAGAAGGAGAAAAAUGGAAAGGAGGACCUUGCUACUGUGGCUUACUACAUGGAGAAAGAUAUCAAGAUCCUGCCUCUGUUCACUAGUGAAUCCAAAUUCACACCAAGAAUUGGAACCCAGGACCUGGACUUUUCCAACAUCCUGAUCUACUAUGUUGAUAGUGAACCUCCCACCUUCACAAUGAAGAGGCUGACCGGGGGUGUCAUUGCAGUCAUUGUGGUGGUCAUUCUGGCAGUAGUUGCUGGGCUCGUUGUGCUGUACCUUGCCAGGAGGAGAGAGCGUGCCAACUACCAGAAAACUCAGGUCAGGGAGAUGGAUGAGAUGCAGAAGUCCCUCUCGUGAUCUUGAUAAGUUGGUCCUUUGCCUCUGGAGAAAGAAGAGUAUAAACAUGACCAUAUACCGAAAAUCCACUUCUGUACACAUUCUCACUAAGGACAUUCCUUUUUAAUUUUUUAUUUGAGGACUUAUUGGAACAAGACUAUGUACUAUGCAUUUUGGGGUGUACUGUUACUUUACAAAACUAUUUAUAUGCUUUAGACUUGUAAGUUGUAAAAUUUGUCCUUAGAGUGGAUUUUGUUUUUAAAUAAGUGAAUGGCUGCAUUCAGACUUUUGUAAUAUAAAUUCCCUAUUUGUAAUUGCUGUUAACAAUUAGGUUUAGGCUUGAAUUUUUUUUUAAGGGAUGUUAUUGUACAGUUGGGGGGUAAAGGUGUAGGCAUUAAUCCAUCUGGUCUUAUGAAGUGUGAUUUAAACUGUUUUUAAAAAAACAAUAAAAGGUUAUAAAAAUGUGACUUUCA
Messenger RNA from Lepisosteus oculatus (spotted gar), 1781 nucleotides. It is a transcript of the gene epcam, whose product is annotated as epithelial cell adhesion molecule. Gene Ontology annotation, cellular component: membrane. Lineage: Eukaryota; Metazoa; Chordata; Actinopteri; Semionotiformes; Lepisosteidae. The record is from RefSeq and is a predicted model, not a curated record.